Molecule: messenger RNA, 3759 nt
Organism: Dissoconium aciculare CBS 342.82
Lineage: Eukaryota; Fungi; Ascomycota; Dothideomycetes; Mycosphaerellales; Dissoconiaceae
Product: TBC-domain-containing protein
Exons: 2
Coding region: 139-3498 (1119 amino acids)
Source: RefSeq, a predicted model, not a curated record
GAUGCAUCUGGCGAGCCCUCACAUCAAACCAAAGUGCUUGCCGACAACAGCGCUGAUCGCAAUUCGUGACAUGGCCUCGCGUUGACGUAUCAUCGCCCAGCGCGACAUGAGGUCGCAACUUACAGUGAUUUAUCGGCCAUGUUUCUCUCCAAUCUGGUGCAGAAAGCUCAACAGCUAAUCGACCCAGCUGUGCUCCCAGGUCCUCUCGGAGGAUCUGCCAACGCAGGACGUCCAACGAAGGCGCAAUUGUUUAGAUCACAAUUCAGACUGCCCGAUACGCAAAACCCACUAUACGAAAUCACUGCCGAAUUGACCUUACCGACGAAGAAAAAUAGUACGCCUGGCAAGUCGCAUAGCCCGAAGAGCUGGGACAAGGGCAACUGGGAUCGCGAUAGAGGUACACACCAUGUUGGACAACUGCACCUGAGCGAACAAUUCCUGUGCUUCUCGACAGUGCACACCUCUUUUGCAAAUACUGCCAGCACAAAUGCCAGCACCGCAUUUACGGGCAGGACCCACGGCACUGGCCCGGGUGGAAAUGGCUUCACUCUGCCACUGUGCGCAGUCCGACGCGUCGAAAGACUUCAAACUCAAAGCUACAUGUUUGCACUGUCAAUCACCACCUGGAACGGUUUCGAACCUGGCAGUGAGGAGAAGCAAGGAGCGCCUAGCCCGCCAAAGCUCACAUUACAGCUAGAAGGGAGUAGACAGCAAUGCGAACGAUUCUGCGAUGGGCUGAAGCGGGGACUUAGGCAGGGAAUCAAAGAAGUUGAUAGCAUGCGCGCCGUGGCGCAAGAGUGCUACUCGGAGUACUUUCUGUUUGAUGAAUUCGAUGCGACUCCUGCUCAAACAAAGCCGGACGGCACACCUAGAACGCCGCCAGAUACAGGACUUGGGAGCAUAUUCAAAUACCCCGGAAAUUCGCGGAAGCUACGAGACCGAAGCAAGAUGCGACUUUGGCAUGAAUACAUGAAGGAACACGGUCGCAAUACAACUCUUGUACGACAGCCUGACUUCCAUCGGUUGAUUCGCGUUGGUCUACCAAACCUCCUACGAGGUGAGAUCUGGGAGCUGUCUUCUGGUUCGCUAUAUCUUCGUCUGCAAAGGCCAAAGCUGUAUCAGGAGACGCUUGAGAAAUAUGAGGGUCAAGGAUCGCUCGCCAUCGAUGAGAUCGAAAAAGACUUGAACAGGAGUCUGCCCGAAUAUGCUGGAUUUCAAAGCGAGGAAGGCAUUGGCAGACUGCGUCGCGUUUUGACCGCCUACAGCUGGACUAAUCCCGAAGUCGGAUACUGUCAGGCGAUGAACAUCGUGACAGCCGCGCUUUUGAUAUACCUGUCCGAGACGCAAGCUUUUUACACCUUAUCAAUCCUUUGCGAUAGGCUGCUUCCUGGAUACUACUCUACAACUAUGUACGGCACUUUGCUCGACCAGCGUGUGUUCGAGAGUCUCGUAGAGAAGACCAUGCCCAUUAUCUGGGACCACUUGGUCAAAAACGACAUACAAUUAUCCGUAGUCUCACUCCCUUGGUUCCUGUCCCUGUACAUCAACAGCAUGCCACUGAUAUUCGCUUUUCGGGUACUCGACGUUUUCUUCCUCGAAGGCUCGAAAGUCUUAUUCCAAGUCGGAUUGGCGAUCUUGCGUAUCAAUGGCGAGGAGCUUCUGGACGCAACGGACGACGGUACAUUCAUUUCAGUACUGAAAUCAUACUUCGCCCGGCUCGGCGAAUCCGCGCAUCCCAAGUCUGAGAAUCCGAAGCACCGCGCGAUUACCAAUUUUCAAGCGCUCAUGGUUGUUGCGUUCAAGGAAUUUGAGGGCAUCACUCAGCAUACUGUUACGGAACAGCGCCAAAAGCACAAACCGGCAGUGCUUGAAAACAUCGAGUCUUUCGCAAAGCGCACAUCUAUCCGUAAUCUUGGUCCCGAGAGCAAGAAGCUGUCUCAGAACGACCUUGGUUUCCUCUAUGACCGAUUCUACACGAUACUCUACGAGCGACAGCAACGGUCGGAAGUAAUCCAAUCCGAAAAGGAACGCAAGCUAAAAGCUGCCCGAAGCAGGAUGUCCGAGCUUGUAACAAAUGUGCCGAACAACGCACCUGAAAUGGGGAGAGUGGCCCUAGGACCAAGCGCGUCACAGAUGGACUAUGAUGCAUUCCGAGAAUUUCUCGCAGGCAUCACUAAAUGGGCAGUCACAGAUUCACCGAGCUCUGUUGCCAAUGACAAGUCGGCAAACAACUACUUUAGCAAUACCCUGCGUGCUAAAGCAGCGUCUUCUUCACCGUGGGGCCUCGGCCCGGAGCCUGCUGACCACGAAUUCCUCCAGCGACUUUUCAUGAAGUGGCUUCCUGAAGGCAGUUUCACUUUGAGUCUGCAAAAUGUGGUUGCUGGUCUUGCUCCUAUCAAAGGAGACCGCGACAUCAUGAGCAGCAUCGCAUACUUUUUCGAACUUUAUGAUGAUGACAAGGAUGGAAGGGUCGACAGGGAGGGAAUCCUACGUAUGUCCGAAGCGUUACUCUUUCUUUCGCGCAGGGGCAUCCUGGGAAACAUGACCCCUACUUCAACCGCCCCGGAGGUGAUCGGACCUGACGGCAUUCCGAUUCCACGAGAGAGCAAAGAUGAGCUAUUCUUGUCGGCAGUGUCGGCAUUCAUACGACGUUGUUUUGAGUACGCAGAUCCCGACCAAGAAGGUGCUGCGAAUGAGGCUGCGGCGGACGCACCAAUGGACGACUUGCUGGAUCUGAGCGAAGAAAAGGCGCAAGCCGCGGAAUCCGAGACUCCUGCUGAGGCUGAAGAACCUACACAGACCCCUUCAGCUAAGGACGACUCGUUGCUAUCGCGCCCCUCUACUAAUUCAUUUGGCCAAACCUCGAGGCCAAAGCAUGCGUCACACAACGCAGCCCUGGAUCCCUCAAGAUCCGUGCAUAUAACGUUACCAACCUUCCGCAUGCUCGUCCUGGCCGACGAAACACUCGAGGCGUUCUUCGACUCUGGAUUUGCUAACAGCUUCCACCUGGCCGAUGCACCCUUACCUUCAACCACUUUGACGUCACCUUCUUUCCUGAGCAUCCACAGCGGCGCUGCAGCUCCGCGCUCAAACCUCUCAGCAGGCGGCACCGGCUCAUCAGGCGCCAUCAGCCCAGGCCCGUCUUCCGCAGGCGUGGUCGCACCAGGCAAAGGACUACGGGGUAUGCUCGAUAACAUCGUCACGGACGGAAUGCGCGUCGCCGCGGAAGUUCGCCGCCGAAUGGAGGAAGCCCAACGGGAGCUUGAUCGCGGCGCCGUCACUCGCGGCACAGAAGACGAUGACGAUGAUGAUGAUGACCAUGGAAGGGAUCUUCUCGAGGGCGCAGAAGCCGAUGCUGGCGCAGCGACGAAAUCCGAGGCGCAGGGAUCGCCGACCCUACUGGACAAACCGCUCGUGGCCGAGCCGAGUGCGAGUUCUGCAGCGAGCAUUAGGAGCACGAGUAGUGAGGUGGAGAAGAGUACCAUGUUUGAGCGAUGAUGGAAUGGGAUGUUUUUCUUCAUAGUCCUGGACAGCUUGUACGAAUGCCGAGCGACACGGCCGUUGAUGCCCCUGUUCAGACCAGAAAGCUCGAUCGUGCUAUUUCCCUGGAAUGGACCAUUGUCGCUGUUCACUGUAAUAGUCCUGUUUUGUCCGUGACAUCGACUCAACAAGAUCCCAUGAAUUAUGAAAGUGCAAAUACAGUGGCCAAAUACUUCGUCUGGCAAUACAUGGGGGUAUUCUGGUUCGUUAUGUCGCACU